AGCGAAUCAUUUCCCUCCCUUCCUUCCAGGCAUAGCUGUUUUCUUGAAGUUCCUUGGGAAUUUCUUUUCCACUAUUCUCCCUCCUCCAGAGCGUGUCUCACAAAAACAUCUUGGGCUUUAACUUUACAGCAGCAUUUCCCUCUUCAGAGACUUAAACGGGACCAUCUGUGUGUCUGAGGGAAGAACAUGCUGGUGUCGUAAUGUUUGGCCAGGUUAUUGAUCCGAUUGUGUGGCGUCAGAUGCACAGCCCAUGACCUCUAGUGAUGUGAGGUGAACGGUGGCUUGUGCCGUUGCGGAAGGUCUGUGUGAUAUUGGGUUACUUUCUGAAUGAUUCUCCUGUACCCACAGUGGGUGCCAGCCCUUUGUAAGAUAUUUCUGAUUUGGAAACCAAAGAGGGUCACCUUGUACCCGAAGAGUAUGUUAAGUACACAAAGGAGGAAGAAAUGUUCAGCCAUUUAACUUUAAUGGAAAAUUGAUUAGUGAUGGCAGUAUUGGAAGUUCAGCAUAAUCAAUAGUUCUUUUUCAUUUUUGCUGUUGGAAAGAAAGCUUAUCACCUCGUUUCACUCAGUCGGAAUGUUAAAGCAUCCUUGUGGAUUACGCUAGACGAAAUAGACUUUUGAUAUUUCAUCGGAACUCGCCAUUUUCAAGCCUUUUCUUUUGUCUACAUUGUGGAGUUUAUAGAUUCUUCCAAAAGCAGUUUAUACUAGCAUGACAGUGUAAUCCCAGGAACACUUAUGUCUUUGCACAGAUUAAGAGAAAGGCACGAGGGUCAUGGUAGUAGAUCAUCGCCCAGAGUCACUCAAGUCCUUCAUAAUGUGUUAUCUUCUGUGCGCCGCUCACUGCCCAGGAGGGGCUGGAGGAAAAGCUCUCACCAAGCAUGUUCUGAUGACAUCAUGCAUCAGGACACCUUCCCAAUGUGUGCCGCAGAUAUUGAGGAUCAGCUGAAGAAGCAGUUUGCCUACUUGUCAGGUGGAAGGGGAGAAAAUGGAUGUCCUGUCAUCACUUUCCCAGAAUACCCUGCAUUCAGCGAGAUCCCGGAGGCAGAAUUCCAGAACGUACUGACAUAUCUAACAAGUGUGCCCAGUUUACAAGAUGCGGGAAUUGGAUUUAUCCUAGUCAUUGACCGGAGACUAGACAAAUGGACAUCUGUGAAAGCGUCAAUACUAAGGAUUGCGGCAUCAUUCCCAGGGAAUCUGCAGCUUGUCAUUGUUUUGCGUCCUGCAGGAAUCUUCCAUCGCACCCUGGCAGACAUUGCCUUGAGAUUCAACAAAGAUGACUUUAAAAUGAAGGUACCGAUCAUAAUGCUGAAUUCAGCUGCAGAAUUACAGAACUACGUUGACAAGACACAGCUUACAAGGGACCUAGGUGGCACACUGGAUUAUUGCCAUAAAAACUGGCUUUUACAUCGGACGGCCAUAGAAAGUUUUGCACUAAUGGUGAAGCAGACAGCACAGACACUGCAAGCCUUUGGAACAGAGUUGGCUGAGACAGAGCUCCCCAAUGAUGUGUCUACAACCACUGCUCUUCUAGCUGUGCACACUGAGAAGAAAGACAAGAUGAAGGAUGAUCUGAAGCUGGCUUUGAAGCAGGGUAGUGACAUCCUGGAGCAGAUCCAGCAACCUGUUAAAGAAAACCCAGAAUACAAGAUGAAUCAAGACCAAACGGACAACCAGACAACUGUAGAGAGGCUCAUCAUACAACUUGAUGAAACAGAAACAGCUUUUGAUGAAUUUUGGUCUAAACACCAACUAAAGCUUGAACAGUGUCUGCAACUUCGACAUUUUGAGCUGAAAUUUCGAGAGAUUAAGGCUGCUCUGGAUAGUAUCUCUGAGAGGGCAACAACAUACAGAGAUGUAGGGAACAGCUGCUCACAUGUAGAACACAUAGUGAAGGAUCUCUGCAGUUUUGAGGAAAAGUCCCAGGAAGAGAUACAGUCUGCACAAGCCUUAGCAAGAGAAGGUGACCAUCUCAUUCUAAGCAAUCACUAUGCAGUGGACUCUAUCCUUCCAAAAUGCAAUGAGCUUCAUCACUUGUGUGGUAGCAUCAGCAGUCACAUCCAGCAAAGAAGGGAAUACCUUUACAAGUCUUUAGAACUACAUCGACGCCUAGAGAAGACAAUGGAAUGGUGUGAUGAAGGUAUUUACCUACUGGCUUCUCAACCAGUGGAUAAGUUCCAGUCCCAGGAUGGGGCAGAAUCAGCACUGCAAGAAAUAGAACGGUUCCUUGAAAGUGGCACUGAAAACAUCAUAAAGGACUUGCCUACAGUUUUGGCACAGUAUGAAGCAAUUCUCAACUCGGAGUUACAGGAGCAUGUCAAUAAAGUGUUCCAGAAGCAGCAAAGUACACAAGAAAUGUUUGAGAAGCGGAAAGGAAGCCUUCGAAAAUUAGCUGCUAAACAGACUCGGCCUGUGCAGCCUGUAGCGCCUAGACCAGAAGCCUUUGUCAAGUCCCCCAAUUCCUCUCCAGUUCUCCAAAGGGCUUCAGAGCUCAGAGGUAGUCCUGAAAAUGUUCUUCAAAGAAGAAUGAACUACCGGAGAACAAAGAGUGAGGUGGAUGGUCCAGUCAGGAGUUGUUCUGUGAUGGAAGAUGAAGAAAAUCUGGCUGUUUUAAGAAGGCAUGUCAUGAAUGAACUCAUUGAGACAGAAAGAGUUUACGUUGAAGAACUUCUCUCUGUUCUUGAGGGCUAUGCUGCUGAAAUGGAGAGUCCCUUAGUAAUGCACCUGCUUUCUCCAAUGCUUCACAAUAAGAAGGAUGUCUUGUUUGGCAAUAUGGAAGAGAUCUACCACUUUCAUAACAGGAUAUUUUUGAGAGAAUUGGAAACCUACAUUGACUUUCCGGAGCUAGUAGGGAGAUGUUUUCUGGAAAGGAUGGAAGAUUUCCAGAUAUAUGAGAAGUACUGCCAGAACAAGCCCAGGUCAGAGAGUCUGUGGCGUCAGUGCUCAGAUGCAGCUUUUUUCCAGGAAUGUCAGAGGAAGCUCGAUCACAAGCUUAGUCUGGACUCUUAUUUACUAAAGCCUGUACAGAGGAUAACAAAGUACCAGCUUUUACUAAAGGAAAUGCUGAAGUACAGUAAGAACUGUGAAGGAGCUGAAGAUCUGCAGGAAGCUUUGGCUUCUAUUCUUGGUAUACUCAAGGCUGUCAACGACUCCAUGCACCAGAUAGCCAUCACUGGUUAUGAGGGAAACUUGAAUGAUCUUGGGAAACUUUUGAUGCAAGGCUCUUUCAGUGUCUGGACUGAGCAUAAAAAAGGCCAUUCCAAAGUAAAGGACCUGGCAAGGUUUAAACCAAUGCAGAGACACUUGUUUCUGCAUGAGAAGGCUGUACUGUUCUGCAAGAAGAGGGAAGAGAAUGGGGAGGGCUAUGAGAAGGCCCCCUCUUAUAGCUUCAAACAUUCCUUAAAUAUGUCAAAUGUUGGAAUAACAGAGUAUGUAAAGGGAGACAACAAAAAAUUUGAAAUCUCUUACAAUUUAAGAGAAGAAGUUUACAUUGCUCAGGCUCCAACACCUGAAAUAAAAGCUACUUGGGUAAAUGAAAUUAGAAAGGUGUUGACCAGCCAGCUACAAGCAUGCAUAGAAGCCAGCCAGCACAAGUCUGUUGAGCAGACCAAAAGUUCUCCCCUACCAACUCAGUCUAGCACCAGUCCUUCGAGAAGUAAAUCGGGAAAGAUUAAAAAACUGGAAGAGAGAAAAACUGAGCCCUUAAUAAGUCCCGAAUCCACUGUAGUGACUUUACCAAAGUACCUUGAGAAAAGUAAAGAUGGCACAAUUUCUAGCCCUACCUCAGAAUCUUCUGCAGUUUCAAAAAAGCGCUUCACUUUGCAGGGUUUCCCUAACCUCAAAACUCAGAAAGCUUCCCCUACCAGCCCUGACAAAAAAACUAAACGCCAUGAAGUAAAGAGUGACCCAACUCCAUUUGGUUUAAGAGGUUGGAACAGAACAUCCCAAUCAAUGGACGCCUCAGAAGAAAAUAAUGAUGGAUGGUCUAGUGGGGAAGAUCCAAUGAAUUCUUCUGAUGCUGAGGAAGAAGGUGGUGAAACAGUGGAUAAAAAGUUGUGCCCUGGGAAAUAUACAGUAGUGGCUGACUAUGGAAAGAGUGGUUCAGAAGAGCUUCUAGUGAAAAGUGGAGAUACAGUUCAGCUUAUACGAGAAGAAGAGGAGGGAAUGUGGAUUGUAAAGAAUCUAAGUACCAACAAAGAAGGAAUAGUGCCUGCCAGCAACCUAAUGACUCUUAUUGGAACUUCCAAGUCAGUGCAUUCUCUUAGCAGUUCAGAAUCAGGAACAGCUUCCAGCACUUUAAGCACCUCGUCAAGUUGCAGUGAAAGCUGUAAUGCCAGCAGCACCAGCUUUUCAGAUAUCAAGGGCUGAACUUCAACAAAAUAUGAAUGCAUGAAUGACCCGGUUGGCUAAGUCCAGACUGCAAAAACGAAUGGAAAGAACAGGGUGGAAAAAUGCCUGGCGGAGGUCCAAGAGUGAAGAUGAUUACCUGUUCCACCAAAUAGGCACAAAGUGCCUUCAUAGCUCUCCUUGCCCUGAUCAGUUGCAUGCGAACAAUCCAAGCCAAUGAAUAGGGUAGUCAAGGAGGAAUGAUGUCACGUGCCAGAGUGAACCACAUUUGAACUCUGCACUUUCUGUAUUUGAAGUUCAGUUUACACAGCUAAAACCAGUGUUUACACAUCAACAAUUCACUUUCUUGUGGUGAAUACCAUCACCACUGCAGAACUACGUGUCUCAGUGUGACAUCAAAUAUGGAUGGUGCUUUAGCUCCACAUUCCAAGACUGUGCACUUUCCACAAGUGCAUCCAAUUCUUCACAUACAGGUGCAAAAUGAAUCCAUAAGGACUAUUAUACUUUGUACCCUUUUUUUGUACUGUGUUGUUUAGACCAGCUCAAUGUUUUGUGACUCAAUUUUUAAAAGAAAGAAAACACUGUCAGUUUUACACGGCGUGAGAAUUUGAUACAAGAUAAUUUUUUUCCAUACUUCAGAAGCAAGCCUUUGUAACCGUAGAACACUCGUUUAGACUGAAGUGUAUUCGUUUAGCUUGCAUUGGCAUUUUAAAAUAGCUACUCCAAAACAUUAAAUUGACCUGGUGUUUUCAGGAUGCCUUGGGGAAAGCAUAAACCAUAACGUACACUUAUACUAUUUAAAACACACUAGUAAAAAUUAAAAUUCUAUAGAGCACUUUUAUUUUUAUUGGAAGAAGGAAUAUGAGGGAGAAUAAUAUUUACCAGGUUCAGGAGAUGUUUGGUUCCUCACUUUACUCCCCACACUAUAAUUCUCCUUGUACCCAUACAUGGAGUACAAUUUCCACAAAAGCCAAACCGUUUUAUCUCAGAUUGUCAGAAUAUUGAUCAUGAUAUUGAUCCUCCUAUAUACAUAGGUUGGAACGUUUCCAAUGAUUGUCUUCUGGUCCUGUGUGUAGAACUUUAAAGCGAGGCUACUAUAUGGUCAUUGGCUGUUCUGUGUUUACCAGGAGUGAAAGCAGGAUGAUCGCCAAAGGGUGGUGGAUGGUAAAAAUACCUCAUGUAUGGGUAUCAUAACUUAACACUUAUCUAAUUUUUUUUUUUUUUUAUUAUUGAGCAUAAAUGUAGCUCCCAAUCUCUUAUUCCCAGCUGGGCUGGUUUCAGAAUUGCAAUAUAUGCUUUACAAGUGUUUCUUUUUACAUUAUUUCCAGAUUACUGUUUUUCUUAUAUGGGCUUAUAUGCUUUCUUUCUCAUAGAGGCAAAAUGUUAUUUGGUCAUAGAGAUGAAUGAUCACAUCUGAAUCAGGACAUAUCAGAUUGCUGUUUUCCCUGUUAUAAGAUGGCCUGAAAGGUGUCUCCCCAAGUCUAUGUCUCUCUUGCCAGCCCCAAUCGCAUUCAAAAACUCUUUGAGCAUACAGCGCUCCUUUUCACCUUUACCCCUAAAUAGAAGCACUCAAGAUGACUUAAGUGCUGCUGUUUAAAGUGACUCAGUCAGAAAAUUAAAAGUUAAUAAAAGGAAAGAAAAGGGUAAUUACCCAUCUCACUGCUCAUGCUGCUGAUUUUCUCUCUAUGUCACUACAGGACAUGGUAAUGAAGUAGGGGCUGGUAGAAGGAAACACAGGACUUCGAAGGGGACCAGGUUUCCCACACACCUUAAAGUGACACUAAACUAUGUCUAAAUAUUAGUAGAAUAUUCAUACCUCCCAUCUCUCUUUCCCUUUUCAUCUAUCAAAUGCAAGCUUUUUUUUCUGCUGUUCUCAGACUUCCUGUUCUAGGGUGGAUACAUUCGUUCUCCAUGCCCCUCUUGUGUAUGUGAAUGUAGGCACCCUUUCCUGCUCACCACCAAGAUGGACUACACAUCUACCUGCAGACACUUUCAGCUCUAUUGGAAUUGUAGCACACAGAGCACAGCAUGUAAACAGAAAUAAUGGCACUGCUCACUCUACACUAGUAGUGGUGAGAUACAUCAGUGGAGGAUAGGGAGCGUGCACAGGACAAAACAGAAGUCUGAAAACAAUGGUAAUAGACUUUUAAACAAAUAUCAAAAGAAAACAGAAUCAUGUUAUGAUUGAUGUAAAAUAAAAUUGUGUGCUUAGUGCUAAAAAUUCUACAGACAAAAAUGGCCUCCAGGGAGAAAAUUGCCCAGAAAAUAUUGUGAGAUAGACUGCUCACUAACUUCCAUGGCCAGCUUUAGUUAACCUGUAAAACAGACCAUAAAACAUCUUUUGCAGUUUUUCACAUGCCCAAGGGCAAACGUGACAGUUCUGGACAGCGUAAACAUAAGCUAGCAAUGAUUGUGCAGUAAGCAAGAAUACCAAUUACGAAAUGUAUUUGAUACUGAAUGAGCAAAUUGAUGUAGUCAUACAGUGACUGCCUGUCAGUAAAAUGCAGUCAAGAUGUGACUACUGCUUUUACUUCCACAAUGAACUCAUGCAGUUUGGGCACCAACCAUUCAAGACAUUUAUGACAGCAUUGGUAUUUGGCACUUUAAUUUCUGAAAAUAUUAGUGGUCAUAUUCAUUUCAACGUUGCUAUGUAGUAUGUUUAUGUGCUAGAUCUGAUGCACACAACUAACUUUCUAGAGUAGACUGAAUCCUUAUCAUAUUUUUUUAUUUAUUUUUUACUGGAAAGCAUAUUCAUGAUGUAUGAUUUUGGGCAGACUUUAGAGGUAUCAACUGCGAUGUACCCUUAAAGCAUCAGAAUGGGAUGCCAAAAAAAAUUAUGUUAAAAAAAAAAGCAGAUGACCCCCACAUUAGUGACUCCUUAAUAAUACUGCAAAUUGUCAACCUCCUCAUAUUAUUUUCUUUUUGGCAUUUAGAUUAAACCAGUGGUUUUAUGUAAAAUAUCUUCUGUAUUAAAUAUACAAGAACGUUUUCAUAUAAAACUUAAAAAUGGGUUUAACAAGUUUAUAUUAAAUGUAGGCCUGUGUAAAUCAUUACACACUGAACGUGUGUUUGAAAUCAUGUGACUUGCACGAUUUCAAACCCGCAUUACAGUGCGUAUUCGGGGGCGAUGUGAAAGACAUCUGUGCAGGUUCAUGCACAGAUGUCUAUUGAAAUCGCCCCCGACGUCGCCAAAAGUAGUGCAGGAACUACUUUUGGAAAUUGGUGCGGCGCCGCAAAGUCGGUGUCCCGGCAGUAGGAUGCGAUUUGACAAACGGGGGCUUAAUGCAUAGGCAGGGAAUGGGGUUGCCGAUCUGUCCAAUAUUUGAGAGGAUUUCUUUUUUCGGUAAUUAGAUUGUUUGUGAAGUUUAACUGCCAUAUGUUGCUUAUGGCAGCAUUCAGGUUUCCUCAAGGUAACUCUAAAGCAUUUUCCAACAAUUCCAUGAAACAGGGUACACACUUCAGGUACUAUGUAUACAUUUAGUAUUUCAAUGUUGAUCCCCUGAUGUUUGAGCAUAAUGCAACGUAUUUUUAUAUGCAGUUCAGUAAUCUACAAGCCUUGAAUCUAAACUUUUCAUGUUAUAUAAAAACUGCAAGGUAAGGAGGUUUACCGAUUAGCAAUAGCGUUUGAGUUGUAGUGAAGCCAGACAUUACCUAUGCCAUUCAUUCUGAAAAGUUUUAAUUUACAAAGUAUAUUCCAAGCAGGUUUGACCAAAUACUAGAGAAAAUAAAUUGCUGAACCUAAUGACAUAACUAUAUAUGCUUAUAUUAUAAAGGCAGAAAAUAUUGUGGCUGGAUUACUAAAAGAAUUGAAAACCUUCACACAAUAAACUGCGAAUGUUCACUUUGGUUAUCCAAUCAUGUGAAAAGCUAAUUUAUGUACAUAUUAAAUCUGCACAUGAGUGAAGUGAAAAUUCACGCAAUUUAUUGCUUGAACAUCCACAACUUCUUUACUAAAUCAGCCCAAUUUUAUCUGUAAUUCUAUUUUUAUAAAAGUAUGGGAGAGCAUGCAUUUUGACAGUUCUAUAAAAGAGAAUUCACAGAACCAAUAAGAUUUGUGUAAAGUAUAAAGCAGGAUCUGUUAAAUUAAUUAAGUGAACAAUGCAGACAUGAACAAAUAUAUGUUCAAAAACCCUUUAAAUAACACAGGUUUGCACAUUAAACAAAAGGCAAAAUUAAAAAUGCUUAUACUUUGUUAUAUUCCUCAGCAUUUAAUACCCUUACCAAUCAAAACUUGCACCAAAAAGUUUUCUUUUUUGAUAUUUAAAAAAAAAAAAUCUUUAUUGGGAUAAUUUUUUUUUUAGAUUGGAGCUAUCAGAGAACUCAUAGGUGCUACAGUUUUUGUGACACUUGUUAAAUAUUAAGAGCAGGCUACCAUUUCAGAUUUUUUUUUCAAGCCUGCAUUUAUGCCAAUAGAUGCGUCGGCUAGUACCAAGCUAGUUAGCUCAGACUUUUCCUGACUGAGAAUUUGCAAUACUUCUGUAUAUUUUUAUACAUAUAUUUCUAACAUUAGAAAUAAGCUUUCUGUACAAAGAUCACGGCAUGCAUAUCACCAUUGUGUCCCAGCUGCAUAGUUAGGAAGCAACGUCUUUCCAUUGUAUAGCAGCUCAUUAGCUUUUUCUAAUUAUGCAGGACAUACAGUGGUGGGCUAAUGCUUGUUUUGGCUGCUGUGAUGUUAUUCUAGUUUUUUUGGCCAAGCUUGCUUAGCCUAAGCAGGAAGAUGGAAGAUAUCUCAAACUGUGCAGCUACCUCCCAAUUUCCAUGAAAAGGUCACUUGGCACAAUGAGUUUAAAAAUCUGUUGUGCAUUCGGGGCAAAGUGCUUGUGCAUUUUCCCCAUCAGCCUUAUUAUCCUGGAUCAAAUUUUUUAAAAGAAGUUCAAAACAAAAUGGAAAUGGGUAUAAAAUGUGCAGAAUUCAGCAAAGAUGGUUUCAAAUGUGAUCUCCUAAAUGACCACACUUAUAUUUUCUGUGUUGCAAAAUAUAUUACCUUUAAGUUGUAGCCUUUCUCUAUUUCAGUUAGUUUGCUGUUUCAUUGGUGAUAACUGUAGGCACCGCUAUAGCAUGAUUUAUAUAAAAGGGAAUUGGGAUCACGGGACAAUCUGAUACCCCUCGGACACAAUACACCAUUACUAGGGUGACUGUGUUAUAUAGAGAUUUUUAUUCAGUGGUGAUACCGCAAUUUGCACAGACGUGGGCUUCUCUACUAUAUUGUAAGUUAUUUGUAAAUACUUUGUACAAUAUUUGACUGUUAUUGAAGAAUAAUGUGUAGACAUUUGUGGUAAACCUUAUUUUUCUCAUGGGAGUUUGUCACUAUUUGCCUGUGAUUUAUAAGUACUUUUCACUGCACUUUACAGGAAACAUCUCAUCUGUUUAUUUUUCUGCCAUUGAUGUAAAUUUUAGUACAGAAUGUGAAAUACUGUAUGUAUGAAGAUUUCCUGGAAACAUUUCAGCAACACUUAUUGUAUUUCCCUGCUGUAUGUCUUUAUAAAAAAACAAUACUAAUUUUAAA
Messenger RNA from Rana temporaria (common frog), 9849 nucleotides. RefSeq names its product MCF.2 cell line derived transforming sequence like (gene MCF2L). The transcript has 32 exons. The record is from RefSeq and is a predicted model, not a curated record. NCBI's taxonomy places the organism in Eukaryota, Metazoa, Chordata, Amphibia, Anura, Ranidae. Gene Ontology annotation, biological process: intracellular signal transduction; positive regulation of Rho protein signal transduction. Gene Ontology annotation, molecular function: guanyl-nucleotide exchange factor activity; protein binding. Bases 735 to 4364 code for a protein of 1209 amino acids. Gene Ontology annotation, cellular component: extrinsic component of membrane; cytoplasm.